GGCAACGGAGCACCACGACAACGGAGUGCUGUGUCUCCCCUUAUGGAGCUUCCAUUGGGUGGGCCGGCGCUGAGGCACUACACCCGCAGCAGACCUAGACCACACCGACAAAACCAACACCUCCGCCCCAGCAGACCACAGGAAUCGGUGGUUGACAAUGAAAAUGCAGUCCCUAAUCACAUGGGGCGAGUUGAUGAGGGAGUUGAAGAGUUCUUUACUAAGAGAGUCCUUCCUGUUGACACCAUGAAAACACAGAAUGAGUCUGAGGAACCUCCCAUUACUGAACAGGAAGUGGAAGUAGCGCCUGCUAGCGCCGCCCCCUGCCCCGCCCCUUCCAGAACCCUACGGAGGAAGCUGGGCGAGUUCUUCACCCUUAAAAAGCGGAGGGCUGUGAAAUCAGAGGGAAGCCAAGAGGGGAAGGCCAAGAAGACCUCCAUCGCCGACCUAAUUCGGCCUCUUAGGGAGGCCAACAGAGCUGAAAAAGAUCAAGUGAAGGAGAAUGAAAAAGUGAAAGAGAAGGAGAGUGUGGAUGACAGCUUUGUGACAGGAGAUCCAGUGGAAGCAGAAACCCCUCCUGAUGGUCCCACUUCACUGAGGGGUGAGGCUCUACCCCGUCGUGCGCUAAGAGAGGGGAAGUCACAGUCUCUCAUUCUGCUCUCUGGAUCCCCAGCCAACGCUGGGAACACCAAGAACACUGCACAAGGGAAGUUUCAGAAACACUCGUCUGACAGCCAUCAUGGCUUUGAGCAGCGCCUCCAGCUCAUGCUACAACGUAUUGGUGUGUCCAAAGCUCAGCCAGGAGAGACACGGAGUCAGGAGGGAGAGAUGAAAAAAGCUGAAUCAGAGGGCACUAUCAUCGAUAAUAAACCUGAGCCCCCACCCACAUUUAUGAAGCCCCGGACCAUGUCCAUCUCAUCAGAUACGAGACGAGCGGUCCGACAGAGUGUGUCCGCACAUGAGUCAGCUGGGAAACCUGCUCUGCCUCCUAAGCCAAUAAUUAAGCGAGGCCCAACCCCACCUCCCACUAUCUACAGUCAUCUCACCCCUGAGAAUGACCUAUCCCAAAUACAGGAAGGAGAAGCAUGUUCCCCCACAGACCCCACCCCUAGUAUCACUGAUACCCCUAUUCCCACAGACACCAUCAUUCCCUCCCCUGUCCCAGAUCUCACUAACUCUUCUAUUCCCAUUGACACCAUCCUUCCCUCCCCUGUCCCAGAUCCCACUAACUCUUAUAUUCUCACUGACACCAUCAUUCCCUCCCCUGUCCCAGAUCUCACUAACUCUUCUAUUCUCAUUGACACCAUCAUUCCCUCCCCUGUCCCAGAUCCCACUAACUCUUCCAUCCCCGUUUCUACUACUGCUACUUCCUCUAAUUCAACCCCCAAUGACAUCAUCCCCUCUACAAUGUCUGCACCUACCCCUAUCAAUACUACAGCGCCCACCCCCAACACCACCAACUUCAUCCCCAGUACUAACCCUGCCACAACCACUACCAAUACCUCCAUCACAACUCCAUCUGGCCCUAUGAAUAUUACAACUUCCACCCCCCCUACUGACAUGAACUUUCACUCUAUCCCCACUAUUACCCCCACCCAAACUCCCCCUGCCUCCACUGACUCCAACACCCCAACCACCUCUGCGUCGUUCAUCUCUAAUCUAGUCACAAUCACCAUUACAAGCAUUACUGCCCCAACACCCGUUAACACUAAUACUGAUACCCAUACAUCAACAACCCCCAUCACUAAUGCUUCUACCCCUUCCCUUACUGAUACUACCGCCUCAACUUCUACUGACUCGACAACUCCAACACUAAAUACUCCCAUCUCCAUAAUUGCUUCUGCUGGCAACAACACUUCUACUCCCACCCCCACUACCUCUCUGUGUCCCACCCCCACUAACUCUCUGUGUCCCACUACCUCUCUGUGUCCCACCCCCACUACCCUAAUUACUAAUUCAGUUACCCCACCUCCAUCUCCUGCUGCUACUAUAACAACCUCGACCCUUAAUUCUAUGAAUGGUGCUUCCACUCCUACCCAUAUCUCCAUAAACUCCACGGACUCCAACACUACCCAAACCGGAACUCACAAUACCAGCGCAACUAACUCUGUCAACUUCACUUCUACCUCAAGCCCCACUAACUCUACUAGUCCUAUCCCUACUUGCUCUACCAGCUCAACUUCCACUAACUGUGCUGCUUACACUGCUACUAUCCCUAGCAGUCCGAUUCCUAUUAUCUCUAAUAAUCACUCCCCCACUGUCACUUCUAUCCCCACUGCCACUCACUCAACUAACUCCCCCAAUGUUUCCUCCCCCAUAUUCUCUUCUACUCACACCACUACUAACACUACUAGUCCCAUCCCAACUAACUCUACUAGCCUGACCACUAGCCCCACCCCCAUUAACUCUAGCCCUGUCACCACUAUUUCUACAGGCUGUUCUAAUAUCACCACUGCCACUAACUCUUCUGUCCUCAUCAGUAGCCCCAACCCCACUAACUCUACUACCAACACCCCCACUAACCCUUCAAAUCCCACCAACACCACUAACUCUACUACACACAUCACUAUCUCAAUCCCCACUAAUUAUGUUACUCAUAGUCCCACUAACUCUUCUACUCAUAGCCCCACUAACUCUUCCAGUCCAACACCCACUAACUCUGCUAGCCCUACACCAACUAACACUAUUCAACCAUUACCUGAGGAGAGAAUUAGCCUUAAUCCUGCAAUGGGACUGCUGUCCAUGACUAAGGCUACAAAUGACCUGAAUGCUGAGAGUGUAGAGAGGAACAAGGAGACAGAAGAGAAACGUAGCAAGGAAGAGGAUGUCAGGAGGGCCACAGAGAAAGAAAAAUAACAAAUCAUUGGCGCACAACAUAUGCAAAACCAUAAAAGAGGAGGAGGGUCUGCAGAAGGUAGAUGAGAUAAUGAGGCAGGGAGUAGAAGGGAACAAAUCAAAUGAAGAAAGAGAGUUGUGUAAAAAGGAUGGGGAUAAAAAGAGGGAAGGAGGGACCAAUAUGUCAGAUGAAAAAGAGUUCAAAACUAAGGAGGUGGUAGAGAGCAAGUCUAACAAGGGACCAACUACUGUGAGAGAGGCAGGGGAGACCACAGUAAAAUAAAUGGGGGGAGAGUCCAUGGGACUGAGUACAGGGACCGCAUCACAGCAGAAAACCUCAGAGGGUGGAACAUCGGACCAAAGAACUGAGACCCCCUCUGUGUGACACAAAUGGACUGACCCAGCAACGUGUCCUUUUUUUUCUCAACCAUGUUUACAUUUGCAUUGCACGUAUUGUAUGAUUAUGUAAUACAUCAACUGUGGUGAAAUAUGUUUACAAUAGAUGGAUAUGAGAUACAGUACUUAUGAUAAUUAAAAGUAAUAUUCAUAAUGUCAUGAUGUCUUUA
This is a messenger RNA of Oncorhynchus masou masou (cherry salmon), 3398 nucleotides long. Its product is annotated as mucin-2-like. The record is from RefSeq and is a predicted model, not a curated record. Bases 43 to 2853 code for a protein of 936 amino acids. NCBI's taxonomy places the organism in Eukaryota, Metazoa, Chordata, Actinopteri, Salmoniformes, Salmonidae. The transcript has 8 exons.